This is a messenger RNA of Trichoderma atroviride IMI 206040, 1395 nucleotides long. The record is from RefSeq and is a predicted model, not a curated record. NCBI's taxonomy places the organism in Eukaryota, Fungi, Ascomycota, Sordariomycetes, Hypocreales, Hypocreaceae.
CUCGCCAUGUCAUUCGCAGCAGCUCGCCCGCGGACCGCUCCCAUCACGUCCUUUACCAUUACUCCAGACAGCGACCAGCCAAAGGAAAUCAAGCAGUCUCGCGCGUAUACCGAACAAUUGCGCAACCUGGUCCAUUCUUCCUCUGAGAUCCAGAAGAUAGGGUACAUCAUUUACCAGCUCUCGGGGCAGGAUCUGGAUCGCAAGAGGCGAUGCUUUCGAUGCGGUCGCCAUCUCCCUCAUUCCUUCAAGAGGCUCAAGUGGCUGCCAAGGACGCCUGCGCAAGGAGGAAAUGGUGGACAAAGCGACGAGCAGCAAUCGAAGAGAUUGAAACAGACGGUUAUGCCCUGCAAGUACCACCCUGGGAGGGUCUUUCAGAGGCAAUGGUCAUGUUGUAAUGGUGCACCCGGGGCGCCUCCAUGCCAGGGCCAGGAAGAUCACACGCCAAGAAUUUACGGUGCCGGAGAGCUGGAAAGGGAGUGGCGAUACUAUGAAACUCCCUAUAGUGAGUCGGAUGGCCCGAAAGCGGUAGCAGUCGUCAUUGACUGCGAAAUGGGCACGGCCUCGACGGGAGAGACUGAGUUAAUUCGCGUCUCCGCCGUCGACUACUUCUCCGGCGCCGUUCUUCUAGACAGCCUCGUGUAUCCAGAUGUUAAGAUGAUCCAUUAUAACACGAGAUACUCUGGAAUUACUAGGCCGCAGAUGGAGAAUGCGCGGCGUAACCGAUCUUGCCUGUUUGGACGUGCCAAGGCACGGGAGGCUCUAUGGAAAUUCAUCGGUCCCAAUACUAUAGUCAUUGGACAUGGCGCCAACUCCGACUUCAGUUCUUUGCGCUGGAUUCAUCCAGUCAUCAUUGACACGUUCAUUGUCGAGAAGAACAACAGGCCGGUCGAGGAGGAUAAGAAUGGCAAGCAGGUGGAAGAGAGCCUAGAGGUUCCAGCCAGUGCCACAACAGCCAUAGAUGACAACGGAGACGGCCAAACAAACUCUAAAGAAAAAGAGAAGCCCCCUAACCAGCCAAAGCAGAGAGGAGGGCUAUCGCUAAAGGCACUCGCAAAAGAGAGGCUCGGACGAGACAUUCAACUGAGUCAUAAAGGGCAUGAUAGCGUGGAGGAUUCCAUUGCAGCAAGAGAUAUCUUGCACUGGAAUAUCCUCAAGCUCCUUGAGGAUGCGAUGCCAAAGAUAGAGAUCGCAUAGAAGUGAUAUGGCAUAACAGCGCUUUGCAUCUUCAGAGUACGAUAGCGUCAGCAAGAAGAGAUAACAGCUAGGGAAGUGUUUAAUGGAGAACGAGACAUAGUCAAGCACAGGAGAUACAGUGCUCGGGUGUUCAUUCUCAAGACUACUAGAUAGUAGCAUUGUACGCAAUGUUCCUUUCCCUUGAUAUAACAUUUUAUUACC